Molecule: messenger RNA, 1209 nt
Organism: Trypanosoma theileri
Lineage: Eukaryota; Euglenozoa; Kinetoplastea; Trypanosomatida; Trypanosomatidae
Product: cytochrome oxidase assembly protein
Exons: 1
Coding region: 1-1209 (402 amino acids)
Biological process (GO): heme A biosynthetic process
Cellular component (GO): mitochondrial inner membrane
Molecular function (GO): oxidoreductase activity, acting on NAD(P)H, heme protein as acceptor
Source: RefSeq, a predicted model, not a curated record
AUGUUACGUUUUAGGGUUAGGGUUCCACCAGUGACUCUUUCACAAUCACGGUUUUCAUUUUAUUUUACACGCCGUUUACAAUCGAGUUCUGCUACGGCUGGGGCGACGACUGUUGGUGAAGAAAAGAUAUGGCGAGCUCCAGCAACAAAUCGAUCUGUAGCCCAUUGGCUUUAUUUAUCAGCAGCAUUGGUGGGAGGAGUUGUUAUCAUUGGAGGUAUUACACGACUUACGGAGAGUGGGCUUAGUAUUGUUGACUGGAAACCAGUAACGGGUGUUCGACCUCCUUUAACGCAGAAGGAGUGGGAAGAUGAGUUUGCCAAGUACCAAAAUUUUCCAGAAUUCAAACAAAGAGAUAAAAUGACACUAGAAGAAUUUAAAUUUAUCUUUUUUUGGGAAUGGGCUCACAGGCUUUUGGCACGCAGUUUGGGUAUUGUAUAUGGACUUCCAAUGGCGUAUUUCUUUUACAAGGGUAGAUUUACUGGACAGAAGGCACUUGGAGCGGCUAUUCUCGGUAUACUUGGCUUGGGUGGAGCUCAAGGGGCAAUGGGUUGGUACAUGGUGAGGAGUGGACUAGACCCACGUUUACUAGAUGAAAGGCGAAAGGCAACCGUCUCUGCAUACCGACUGGCUUCUCAUUUGGUAUUGGCAUUUACCAUUUAUGCUUGUAUGAUGCAUAUUGGUUUCCGAUUAAAAAAUCCAUGUAUGGGUGAUUUUAAUGGAAAAAUCACUAUUCAGUCGUUUGCACGCACCUCCUUCGCUCUUGUCUUCUGCGCUGUUGUUUCAGGAGCCUUCGUGGCUGGAUUAGAUGCGGGUGUGAUGUAUAAUGAUGAAUUCCCAUGGAUGGGCGGCGGUGUCGUCCCACCAAGUGAUCAUCUCUGGACUGUGCAGCCGUGGUGGCGCAACGCUCUUGAGAAUCCCGCCGCCGCGCAGACGUGGCAUCGACUGAUGGCCGGCGUAAGUACACUCUCAGUGCUUGGACUCAACGCGGCAUGUAUGCGGUAUAACGCAACACUUCCAAAGAUGCUCCGUCGUAGUAUGAUCGCUGUUAACGGCGCCUUGGCGCUUCAGGUGGGAUUAGGCAUGUGGACAGUUAUCUCCUGUGUGGAUAUUCCUGUUGCCGUGAGUCACCAGUUGGGUUCACUUGUGCUACUGACAACUCUCAUUCGUGUUUGCGCAAUCAUUAGUUCCCGUGGUAUGAUCUUACCGUAA